Messenger RNA from Aureobasidium musti, 2337 nucleotides. The record is from the annotation of a GenBank genome assembly. Lineage: Eukaryota; Fungi; Ascomycota; Dothideomycetes; Dothideales; Saccotheciaceae.
AUGCCUGGCAUUGCCCCCCCUCGUCGACCUCAGCGUCUAUCCGGUCUCGGAGGCAAGACGCCUACCUCUUUCAAACCUCUUCCUCGCCCAGCANAAAGAUCAGAAUGUGGUUGCGACAAUCCUAGCUUCGAAGUCAUCGACGGUGCCAAGAUUUGUCUGAAUUGCGGUACUCAAGUCAGUGAGCAGAACAUCGUCGCAGAAGUCACUUUCGGAGAAUCAUCUACUGGUGCUGCCACAGUCGAAGGUGGUAUCGUCAACGAAAACUCGCGUCAUGCAAAGACAUUGGGUGCCGCUGCUGCUCGCAGAUUGGGUGCUUCGAUGCAGAGCAGAGAGGACAGCGAGAACAAUGGUCGCGAAUCUUUGCGUCUAUUCACUGCACGACUACCUAUCCCUCCUGAUGUUUCGGAUAAAGCUAUGGGUAUCUGGAAGCUCGCAUCUAACAGCAAUUUCACUCAAGGUCGUCGCGCUGAUGAGGUCGCCGGUGCUUGCUUGUACAUAGCUUGUCGAAACAAGGCCGAGAACACUAUCUUGCUCAUGGAUAUCGCUGAAGUCAUUUCAGUCAACGUCUUCAGCUUGGGAGAUACCUACAAGGGUCUGCUGGCUAACCUCUUCGUGGACUUCAAGGAAACUACCAAGAUGAUUGAAAUUGAGCCAUUGAUCCUCAAGUACGCCAGCAAGCUUGAAUUCGGUGAGAAGACUCGCCAAGUCGCUGAAGAUGCUGUCAAAAUCAUCCGUCGCAUGAAGAGGGAUUGGAUCGUGACAGGUCGACACCCAGCUGGUCUGUGUGGUGCCUGUCUUAUUCUGGCCGCUCGCAUGAACAACUUUCGUCGCACCGUCAGAGAAGUCGUCUUUGUCGUCAAAGUUGCUGAUCUCACAAUCUCCAAACGUCUCGAAGAGUUCAAGCGUACUCGUGCUGCUCAUCUCAAGAUUGACGAGUUUCGUGAANAAGGUGUGAGAAUCAGAGAACAAGCCGACCCACCAUCUUUGAUGGAAGCCGAACUUCGAAAGCAAAAGCAGUUGAGAAAAUUGCUGAAGCGCAAGGCCUACGAAAUGAGCAAGGAAUCAUCACGACAAUCUUCUGUCACCCCUGACGCUGGAUCCUCAUCUCAAGCAGAAGCAACACAAGCGGCCAAACGACAAAAGUGUCAAGCGCUCGCANGUAACGCUAUUCUCCAGGCAACAACCCAACAACCAUCUCAGCCUCGUCGUGAUGCGGAUGGUUUCGCAAUCCCCGAGAUUCCUCUCGACCCCGCUCUUCGCCGCAGCGCCAGUGUCGUUUCCGAUACUCAAGCUAAUGAGCACACAUCCUCUACACCCGAACCCACCGAAAUCAUCAAAGUCAAAAGUGGCCGUAAGAAGAAGGAAACAAUCACUCCACCACCUCUUACCGAUGCCGACUUCAUGGCCGAAGAAGAACUUGAAGGAGAGAUCCAAAACAUCUUGCUCGAACGUGAAUGUAUCUCCUCAAAAGAACAAGCCGAGAAAGAAAAGAUCGAAGAACGCGCAAAGACACUUGCAGAACAACAACGUGCUGCCAUUGUCCAACAGAACGCUCUGAGGCUAGAAGCCAUGGGCCGGCCACAUACACUCGUCUCCGACUCCGAGAUUAUCGGCGAAGACGAAUUCGCUGAUGAUCCUGAAGUUGCCAAUGCAUUGUUGAGCGAGGAGCAAGUCAAGGUGAAGGAGAUGAUCUGGGUCGCACACAACGAGGACUGGCUCCGCGCUCAACAAGCCAAACAGUUGAAAAAGGCACUCGAAGAAGCAGAAGGCAAAGACAAAAAGACCAACAAACGCAAAAGANGAGGUCGCAUGGGCGACGGAACUGUCCUCACCGAUGCAGGAACACCUGUCGAGUCGCCUGCCGAUGCUUCUUUGCGCAUGCUGGAGAAGAGAGCACCANAAGGUUUCUCGCAACGAGUCAACUAUGCUGCUCUGGGCAAAAUCUACGGCGAUCGCAGACAUGGCGAAUCGAGAGCCACAUCGGAAGCUUCCACUCCAGCACCAGAGAGCGUGCGUGCUGCUUCCCCAUCCACUGCUGUACAGUCACCGGAAGCCGGAUCUGCACAAGCUGCUCUUCCUACACCAGCAGCUACACAAGAUCCCUCUCAUCACGAAUCUACACAACCUGCAACAGAAGGAGGCGCACCAGAGGAGGAAGCAGAAGAGGAGGAGGAGGAAGAGGAAGAAGACGAGGGCGACUACUGGCCAGAUGCAGAAGCUCAACCCACUUCUCCACACUAUGAGGAAGAUGAAGACUUUGAAGCUGCUACUGGAGAUGUGACUGGUGAUUUCGGCAUUGGCGAUGACGAGUAUGGUGGUGGUGACGAUGAGUGGUAG